AUGUCUGCCCAAGAGGCGAGCGAGCUCAAGGCCCGAGGCGUCAUCGAGGCCGCCGAAAACCCAGAUAGCCAGGUCACUGCCGACGAUGCGCGGAGGGAAAUCGUCGAGCAGUCGAGAAACGCAGGCGUUGCCGCCUUUUCCUUCGAUCCGGAUACCAGUCCCGAGCAGAAGCGCGCCCAAGCUCGAGCUGCCAUCCCCGCAGAACUCCAGCAGAGCAGGCGUGAAAAGGGCGCCGCCAUCAUCACCGACCAGGACGAUGGCACCGGCCCGGACGAGGACCUCCCCGAGCCCAGCAAAGCCGGCGUGCUCGACGUAGCCACCGACGCCGACGGCAAGCGCCUUGCUGACGGUACCGACCCCGAGGCCAACGAGGCCCCUUACUCACGCACAGGAUGGUCGCCCAUGAUGGGCUGGCCCACCAACAGCUCCAUGGAGGGCGAGAGCUUGCUCGAUCACGCUACCUGGGUCGAGGAUAAGCUCCCCGACCAUCUCUUUGGGGACUGGUAUCACAACGCCGCCCUCGUCGUCUUCGCCUGCAUCUCGUCGUGGCUCGUCGCUGUCCUCGGCGGCGGCCUGGGCUGGGUUUCCAUCAUCAUGGCCAUCUGCGCCACCUACUACCGAACCUCCCUUCGACGCGUGCGACGCAACUUCCGCGACGACAUUACCCGCGAGUUAGGCCUCAAGAAGCUCGAGACGGACAAUGAGUCGCUUGAGUGGAUCAAUUCCUUCAUGGUCAAGUUCUGGCCCAUCUACCAGCCCGUCUUGGCCCAGACCAUCAUCAACACGGUCGACCAGGUUCUCAGCUCGGCCACUCCGGCCUUCCUCGACAGCCUCAAGCUCAAGACGUUUACCCUCGGCUCCAAGCCCCCGCGCAUGGAGCAUGUCAAGACGUAUCCCAAGACCGAGGACGACAUCGUCAUGAUGGACUGGAAGUUCAGCUUCACGCCAAACGACACAGCCGAUAUGACGGCCCGCCAGGUCAAGAACAAGAUCAACCCAAAGGUCGUCUUGGAGAUUCGCAUCGGCAAGGCCAUGAUCAGCAAGGGCCUCGACGUCAUUGUCGAGGACAUGGCCUUCUCGGGCAUCAUGCGCCUCAAGAUCAAGCUUCAGAUACCCUUUCCCCACGUCGACCGCGUCGAAAUGUGCUUCCUCGAGCGCCCAACCAUUGACUACGUCUGCAAGCCCCUGGGCGGCGAUAGCUUUGGCUUCGAUAUCAACUUCAUCCCAGGUCUCGAAAAGUUCAUCCUCGAGCAGAUACACGGCAACCUGGCCCCCAUGAUGUACGCGCCCAAUGUCUUCCCCAUCGAGGUGGCCAAGAUGCUUGCGGGCACCCCUGUCGACCAGGCGGUCGGUGUGCUUGCCCUGACCCUCCACGGCGCCCAGGGCCUCAAGAACACGGAUAACUUUGCCGGAACCGUCGAUCCGUACGCGUCAAUCAGCUUCAGUCGGCGCCAGGAGCUCGCCAGGACAAAGACCAUCGACGACAACCCCAACCCGCGGUGGAACGAGACGCACUACCUCAUUGUCACAUCCUUCAGCGACACGCUCGACAUUCAAGUAUUUGACAAGAACGGAUUCCGCAAGUCCAAGGAGUUGGGCGUGGCGUCGUAUCAUCUCGAGGAUCUGGAACAGCUCAACGUGCACGAGAACGAGCGCCUCGAGGUCAUUUCCGACGGCAAGGCCCGCGGCGUCGUCUCGUGCGAUCUCCGCUUCUUCCCGGUCCUCGAGGCCAAGAAGCUGCCCGAUGGCAAGAUUGAACCCCCGCCGCCGUCCAACCAAGGCAUCUUGCGCUUUACCGUGGAGCAGGCCAAGGACCUGGAUGGCACAAAGAGCCUUGUCGGCCUCCUCAACCCGUAUGCCGCCAUGUUCCUCAACGGCAAGGCGGUUCACCAGACCAAGAGGCUUAAGCGCACAAACAACCCCAUCUGGGACAAUGGGUCCAAGGAGAUCCUCAUCACUGAUCGCAAGAAGGCCAAGCUCGGCGUCACCAUCAAGGACGACCGGGAACUUACGGGGGACCAGGUACUGGGCAAGUAUCAGAUCAAGCUGGAUGAGAUGCUUGACUGCAUGGAGCAAGGCAAGGAAUGGUACCAGCUGUCCGAAACCCAUAUGGGCCGCGUCAAGAUGAUGGCGCAGUGGAGGCCAGUCGCCAUCUCAGGCGUGGCUGGCACCGGAGGCUACGUUACGCCGAUUGGUGUGAUGCGCUUCCACUUCAAGAGGGCGACAGACCUGCGCAACUUUGAGGCCUUUGGCAAGUCGGAUCCGUAUGUCCGCGUCCUUCUCUCUGGAAUCGACAAGGCCCGCACCGUCACCUUCAAGAACGACCUGAACCCCGAAUGGGACGAGGUCCUCUACAUACCCAUUCACUCGGCGCGCGACCGGCUCACCCUUGAGGUCAUGGAUGCCGAGAAGGUGGGCAAGGACCGGAGCCUGGGCCUGAUCGAGGUCUCUGCCAGCGACUACGUCCAACAGGCCGAAAAUGGCGAGUACCUGGUGCACGACAAGAAGGCGCUUCGGGAAGAAGGCCUGCGGCUCCACGGCAAAGGCAUCGCCAAGGGCACCGUGACGUACACGACGGCGUUUUACCCUUGUCUCAACAUCGCAGAUCCCGAGGAGGGGGAGGAAGAGGAGGAAGGAGCCUCGGUGGCAGCCACUGAUAAAGGAGCGAACGGGGCGCCAGACGCGGAGAAGAAGAGUAGCGAGCAACCCAGGACUUCUCUCGACCGAUCUCUCAAUGCCGGCAAGUUCAAAGCCAGCCUGGACAAGGAGAGCGAAGGGCGGCCGCGGAGCUCGCACUCAACCGCAGGGACGCCACCUGCCGGAGGCCAAGGACCUCCGAAGGUCCGGCUCAGCCCCGAGGAGCUCCUCAAGUACGAGAGCGGGAUGCUCAUCUUCCGCCUGCUGGAAGCGGAGAUGCCAGAGAGCCACAGCCGCCUCGAGGUGUUUGUCGACGACAUGGCCUACGCAUCGUACGUUUCGUCGACGGCGCCGAACAGGUCCCACAAGUUUGACGAAAUUGGCGACUGCGUCAUUCGCGAACUCGACGUGUCUCGCUUGACGCUCAAGGCGCGCAAAAAGGGCGACGACAAUGACCACACGCUCGCACACUUGGCCGGAAACACCAUGGAGACGCUCAAGCAGUGCCUGAACAACCCGACGACACUCAAGCUGAGGACCGAAGAUGGUAGGGAUGGCUGGGUCAAGGUCAGCCUCAAGUAUAUCCCAAUCAAGAUGCACCUAGACCCGAGCGAGAGCAUCAACAACAUGGGAAAGCUUCGGGUCGACGUCUUGGACGCAACCGACCUCCCAUCAGCCGAUCGGAACGGGAAGAGCGAUCCGUACUGCAAGUUUGAGCUUAACGGCCACGAAGUAUACAAGACCAAGGUGGUGAAGAAGACGCUGUCACCGGCGUGGAACGAGUUCUUCGAGGUCAAUGUGCCGUCGCGGACGGCGGCAAACUUUAUAGUCAACGUCUACGACUACGACUUUGCCGACAAGCCCGACUUUCUGGGGUCUGCCAUCAUCAACCUCGAGUCGCUCGACCCCUUCAAGCCAUCCGAGUCCCGGUAUCUGCUGGAUGGCAAGUCGGGCAGCGUACGCAUCCGGAUGCUCUUCCGGCCAGACUACGUGACGCGGACCGUGCAAGGCUCGUCUACCUUCUCGGGCACCUUUGCUGCGCCUGGCAGGAUCGUCACGGGUGUCGCGGGCGCCCCCAUCAAGGGCGGCGCCGCCGUGGCCGGAGCCGUGGGACACGGCGUCGGCCGCGGAGCUUCGUUUUUGCGGCGCGGCAUCUUUGGCAAGAAGGACGGGGAUGAGAUCAACGGGUCGCUGCCUGAAGGGAUCGAGGCGCCCGCCGUGACGAGCAACGGCGGCGAAGUCGUGCCGAUGUCGCGCAACAACUCGAUGGGCCACACUAGGACCAAGAGCAUCGCGGCUUCGUCGAUGCACAGCGCCGCUCCGGGUGGCGGGUCGGCCGGAACGGCAACCUUUACCGUCGUUGGCGCUUCUGGAUACCCGGCCUCGACGGACCUCUAUGUCGUGGUCUCGCAGAUGGCGCCCAAAGAAAAGGCGGUGGGGAAGACGAAGCACUACAAGUCGUCGACGUCCGAGUGGAACUUCGACGAGACGUUUACGGCAAAGUGCAGCUCGGAUGCGCAGUUCAAGAUUGAGGUCAAGGGUGAUCAUUUCAUCGGCAGCAGCGACGACCUGGGCGAACACAUCUACUUUGUGGACGAGACGGGCAGCGCUGCGCCAAAGGAGCUGGCCGUCGGCGGCGGCACCGUAACUAUCAAGAGCAACUUCCAGGCGGCCGAGUUGACUGCGCCCGACACGCCGAGGUCACACCUGCGGCGCAGCUUCCUGGGCAAGCGAGAGGGCCGCUCAAGCAGGGAGACGACUCCGAAUCCAUAG
Messenger RNA from Hirsutella rhossiliensis, 4410 nucleotides. RefSeq names its product c2 domain-containing protein. NCBI's taxonomy places the organism in Eukaryota, Fungi, Ascomycota, Sordariomycetes, Hypocreales, Ophiocordycipitaceae. The record is from RefSeq and is a predicted model, not a curated record. The transcript is spliced from 5 exons. Bases 1 to 4410 code for a protein of 1469 amino acids. Gene Ontology annotation, molecular function: lipid binding.